GGCUAUGAUUGGCCAGUGUAGUACUUAAUACGUAUUAAAAUAUAUCGGUGUAAACUAGGUCACAGACUUCUAUAUUUCAUAUAAGCAAAAUUUGAGGAGUCGACAAUCUAGUAAUAUAUAGAUAUCUCUAUGGUCAUGGACAACAAUGAAGAGUACUACAUUUGAGGAUUUUCAAAUAGAUGAGCGAUUCAAGAAACUGGAACGCUCUAUGAAACUGGCUGUGCUGAGAAAGGCACACAGUGACAACGGAAAGGUGUUGCCUAUUGCGAAAAGCCAGCCCAGCAUCUCCAGCACCAAUCUGGAUAGUUUAGAUUCUAGUUGCAGGAUUCCAUCAUUGCAAACUUCUAUGGUUCAGAGCGAGGUCUUGGCCUCCAGUAAUAAUCUAAGAAACUUACUCUUGAGAAAGAAGAAUUAUAAAACCAACCAAGAAAUAAUGGCCUCAUCUAGUAUUAAACAGCACAACAUCAAACAGGAUAAUCAUUUGAAUGAUAGAUAUGUUAUGCCACCUCCAAUGAGGAACACAGUUUAUUGUACUUCUAAAAAAACACAAGGCAACAUCUCUACAUUGUCAAAUUACGAAACAGCAGCAUCAAAUUUCCUUAAUAGGCCUGUUCAGUCUUCCACAAUGAAUACUUCAUCUUUAAACAGUGCUGCUAGUUAUGUAUCCACUAAUAGAAAUACUAACAAAGAAUACUUGCAUUCUCUUGCUGCACCAAUGACACCUACUAAUAAUCUUCAGAGAAUUGACAGAAUAUUUUCAAAAUGGAAAGUUAUGCUGAAUAACCAUUAUGAAUUAAUAAUUAAAGGAACAUUAGAAUGUGGAAGAGUUGCACAUAGCAAACCGGUCAUCAGAAGAUACUCUGCAACAUGUGUAGAGUCUAAAUAUAAAAAUAUAUAUAGCCUUCAAGGAAAUAUUGUUGAUGAAACAAAUGUAUUACCAGAUUAUAUUCGUGGAAAAUUUCAUAAUGGUUUUCCUGAUGAUUGGGAAAAUGUUUAUCAAAUAUGGAGAACAUAUGUUAGCCAAGGAUGUCGAGUGACAUUUCGUUGGCCUACUCGUAUUACUGAUAGCGAUGAUGAUUUAAAGAGUGAAUUAACAGAAUUGACUUGUAUACGCACGACAAAUAAUAAGACUAUUCCUAUGGAAAUUAAUGAAUCGAUUGAAUAUAUUAAGUCCGAUAGUCCAAGUGACAAAUCUUCAAAAAAUGAGAAAAAAUAUCAUAAUUGUUCCACUCAUAGUUUUCAAAGAUAUGAGGAAAACACUUCAUUUGUAAAACCUUUUACCUCCAACUUUGAAAAAGAUAUAAUUUCAAUUGCGCAAACAAGAAACAUAAUGUCAGUACAUAAUGAAGAUAACGAGCAAAAUAUUAAAUCGAAUGUAAAUCCAGUGGUUAGUUCCAAAGGAAUGAAUAAAUUAAAAGAUAUUAUCCACGAGGAUAAACUACAUAUAAUAAUCAACAAUUUGGCAGACAGAAAUUGUUCUCCAAAAUAUAUCGAUAAAAUUAUUGAGAUGUUUGAGUGCUUGGACUACAUAGUAUCUUACAAAGCGAAAUCGGAAUGUACUGAUGACUCUGCGGUUUUCGUAAAUUAUGGGAUGUCGUCCAAGCCCGAAACGAUUCCGCUGCAAUCAUCACUCUCGUGCAACAAUAGUUGUACGAAUACUAAUAAGUUUGGGAACGGUAUAAUGGAACAAUCGAAAAAUUAUAUGCAUCCCACUGACUUGAGAUAUGGAAAUAUAAAAGAUGAUUCUAAUUCUGCUCAAUUAUCGAACCCAAUGAAUAUUAAGCCGGAGCACUAUAAUAACAACGAUUCGGAUGAAUCAGAGAGCGAGACUUAUACGGGUGUACCCAAAAUAUCGAAGAUUGAACGAGUCUUACAUGCCAGAAAAGCAUCCAGAAAAAUAUACAAUCAUAAAGUAAGGAAGAAACGGGAAAAUCCACAAUAUAACACCAAAAGAAUCGAGAACGAAUCUGAAUGUGCUCACGCGGCGAUUUCAAUCGCUAACAAUAAUAAGAGUUCAUUUUCUGAAUCUGCUAUUAGUAUCACAAAAGAUGAAGUAAAAACAAUAAAUAUGAGAAAAUGUGAUGAAAUAAUAAAUAAUGCCCAAAGAUCACGAGAAGACACUUUUUGUAGUCAUCCGCGGAGGAAUAAUUUCGAUGUGUAUGGUGCAAACAAACCUGCAAUGCAAACUGAACAACCACCCGAUGCUUUUGAAGCACAGAGAGUUAACCUGAAUGUUCUUGCAAAGGAACAGAAAGUUUCGCACAAAAUUCAAGAAAAUGCAUAUUCGCAAUUUGUUGCAGAUACCAAUUACGCUACCAAUUCUAACAAUGAUGUUAAGAUUAUAAGCAUAAAUAUGCAGAAAAGAGACGGAAAUAUGAUAGCAUCACACUCUAAUCUGAAACAAGACAUUGUGAUUAGUAGCGAGAGUGACUUCCCUGAAAAGCCUCUUGUCUUGCGAGAAUCACGUAGAGAAUUUAUCGAACAACCAAAAAGCGAAACCGCGACGAAGAGAUCCAAACCUAGCAUAAUCAGUUCUAUACCAGUAAACUUGAAGUUAAAGAUAAAAAAAGCAGAUUCCAAGCCAGAACAGUUACAAGCUUCGGAUGUGAGUAUUAUAGAAAUCGAGGAGGGCAAACAAUACACCAAUAUUCAGCCAUUGGAACAAGUUCAAAAGAAGAAAUCCGUAUCGAAAAUGUCAACCGUUACAACAGAAGCAACCAUCGCAAAUGAUUCUUAUUCGACAACGGCAGCCAAUGAUAAAAAGAAAAUUUUCCCAACAACGAAUAAGGAUAUAAAUCCCACUAAUUUGACGAAUCCAACAAUUGAACAACGUAAAAGAAAUAAGCUUGAAAUUGAAAAUAAUCCCAAAGUGCUGUGCGCAUGGAUGCCGAAAGUAAUGUAUUAUGCGAAAUCGAAAUUUCAAUUAGGCUUGACCUUUGAAGGAAAUUUGCUCAAUGAAGCUGGUCAUGUUGUGCAUAGAAAAUUUACGACGGAUAUUGUGUUGAAACGACUAUCGGCUACACUGAUCGAAACAGUGAAUCACGAAUUCUAUAAGCUUUUCGGACACUUGAAGGAUAAUAAGCACGUUAUUCCUAAGAAACUUGCAAAACAAUGUCGUAACGGAUGUCCUGCAAAUAUCGAAAAAUUUUGUCUGGCUUGGAAAAGUUUGCAAAACUGUCAAAUACAAACAAUGAGUGAGAAACCUCAUGAUACAUCCAUGAACUCAUUGAAUACAUCUGUUAGUUUGAGAGGUCGUAGAAUCGUACCUCCCUUAUCUUAUUGGACAGGUGAACGCAUAACUUUAAAAGAUAACAAUUUAGUUUAUGACCCGGGCAAUUCACAGGAAUCAUCAUUAUAUUCACUAAUUGAUUCUUCAAAAUUGAGUAGUGAAAAAACGAAAAAACAGAAAGUAAAUUUCAAGAACACAUCAGAAGAGCAAAAACAGUUGUUCAAAUCGAAUGAGAUUCCUGGUACAAAUAAAAAUCAAACGAUCAUUAUUAAAAAAACUCCAUCUUCUAACAAGUCCCCUAUGACUAAAGCUGCGAAUAGCACAAAGAGAUCGGAAAAAUCGAAUAAAUCUCGGAAAUCCCGGAUUAAUGGUAAACGACAUAUAAAACAAAGUUUGACGUUCUCAUCGACCGACUCUAGUGAAGAAGAGCAAAACGUAUUUCCGUUAAAGCGUAUGCGCACUCGACCAAGCACAAAAAGAGAAGCGCCGUCGCAAUAUACGAUGACAUUGAGGAAACGGCGUAAGAUAGAGGCAUCCCCGAAUUCGACCAAACCCCAAAAUUCACCAACAAAGAAAACAAGACACAACAUGACAUAUACUUAUUAUAAGGAUAUUUUACCGGCAGAAGAUUUUCUAUCAGAAGUAACAUCUAUGUAACCUCAAUAAUUUUUUUCAAUAUUUUUAUGCUACAUAAUCACGUGUGAUAUUAAGUGCACAAAAAUACGCGCAGAAAUUUUAUAUUCCAAGAGAUUUUUCUUCUAUAUAUCUCUCGCUACAUAUGUAUUUUUUUUCUAUAUAUUUUUUUAUAUGUUAUUUAUAUCUUGUAAAUUGAAAACAGAAAAAUUGCAAAAUAUAAUAAAAUAGAAUAUACAAAAACCUUAAAAUCGUCCUUGCGAUUUUUGUGCGUUUACGACAGUAUACAAAACAGAAAGUCAUUAUUUAUUAAUAAAAAAAUAUGAUAAUAUUGAAGAAAUAUUCUUGCGCAAAACUUGCUGCGAUUAUUUUUGUAAUUUAAAAGGAGGAAAUAAAGAAGGAUUAUAAAUA
Molecule: messenger RNA, 4273 nt
Organism: Formica exsecta
Lineage: Eukaryota; Metazoa; Arthropoda; Insecta; Hymenoptera; Formicidae
Exons: 14
Coding region: 146-3886 (1246 amino acids)
Source: RefSeq, a predicted model, not a curated record